Molecule: messenger RNA, 2346 nt
Organism: Anisakis simplex (herring worm)
Lineage: Eukaryota; Metazoa; Nematoda; Chromadorea; Rhabditida; Anisakidae
Source: the annotation of a GenBank genome assembly
CUGACUGUGGGCGCGUUUUGUAAUCGUAUUCGAAUUGUUGUUUUUCAGUUCCAACCACCUCGUAAAAAGAGUUCGGAGGAACCACAAACAUCUGCAGCAGUGGAAGCAACUGCUGCGACGCCGAGUGUUUCCCGCGGAGAAUCGUUGAAGGAAUCAUCCAAGGAUGCAUCUCAGCCAAGCACUUCUACCGAACAACCAAAGGGUCCAAUCAUGGUUCCGGGAAUGUUCGGUGCUUUACCUGCGAAUCCAAACGUUCUCCUUCCCAGUUAUCCUGUUGUCUCGGGGUCGGCAACAUUACCGCACUCGCAAACGUGGAGUCCGCAGUUUGCAACAGGACAAUGCCAGUCUGCGCAAUCGCUUGAUCAACGUGGUGUGCAAGCUACCGUACCUUUUUAUCCAAUGCCCGUCAUGGCUCCAUCGGCCUCAAUGCCAUACGGAUUAAGCUCACCGAUGAUGUUAUCACCGUACGCAACAUUACCCUCACAACCUCAAAAUCCUUCUGCGCAGCAAUUGCCUACAUCCGACCAAAAUAUCCCUUCUAGCCCUGGGGAGGGCAGAGAUCUCACCGCUCUACAACUGAGCAUGUCACUUGAUCAGUAUAAUCAACACUUGAUACGAUCGCAACUGGACCAAGCACAGCAAACGGCACAAGUGGCAAGCUGUCAAGUGCAGUUGCUGCGAGAUCAACUCACCAGCGAAACGACGGCUCGCAUUGAGGCACAAUCACGAACUCAUCAAUUAUUGAACGCCAAUCGUGAGCUUCUCGAACAAGUUCAAGCAUUAGUUAGUCGAUUGCAAACGUUAGAGACCCGGCUGGCUGCCGAAAUACAAUCACCCGAAAACCUACCGUCAACCUCAGCAGCAUCACCACCUCAACUAUCCGGUCGAACAGCAGCUCGAGCUGGCACGGCCGCUGCCGCCUCACUGCCCAGGACGCCAUCCAAUCUAGCACGUUCUUUCCAUGAGCAGUUGGUCGCUGCCGAACCUAAACUACCCGGACCACCUCCUAUUGAUCCGUCCUUACCCUAUCAGGUUUUCAUUCUUGAACGAUUAUUUCAGCUGCAAACCUUAGCGGAUAUUCGUGCUGGAUCGUUACCCCCAAAAGCGAAUGAAGGUGCAACUGAUACAAAACGACGUCCGAUAGACGACACCGGAAUAAGAACCGAACCUGAGAGUGGUGCCGAAGAUACAACUGACUACAGUUCUUCGGAUCAGUAUGAAAAGGCGUCAUCAAGAAGACCAACGCAAGAAAGGGCGUCACCGCCACUUCCGCCUCUCGACGUGUUAAUGUCAAAUCCUCAAGUCAUGCCAAAUUUAUCGUCCUUCUUUUCUGCUCAACCAUUGCCCUUAAACUACAUUCCUAGCUAUAUGCAAUAUACACCCACAAAUAAGAAAUCUGAUGCUUCUUCAAAGGUGAUUGUUGAAGAUGAGCAACAGGCGGGAGCAUCCACGUCACCAGUAGUUCAAAAGAGAGUGAAGGAAAAGAUGAGUGGUGUGCUGAGGGAGCGUGAAUUUAAUCGUAUGUCGUUCAAUCCAAAACUCCGCCGAGAUACUACUGAGAAUACGAGUGGUAUUACUGAGGAGGCUGAGGACAACCCAAUUGAUGAAGCAUCCAAGAGGGAUGAACGAGGAAACGACGAGGGAACACGACCAGAUGAAUCGGAAGAUAGUUCGAGACGGAAGACGAGUGGUAAACUUCGGCAAAUGUCAACAUUCGAAGAGCCAACCAGUAGUGGUCACAUUGAUCAGCCGCGAAGCAUUGAGUCGUUGUUCGCAGAGGACGAUAAGGAUUCAAGUGUUAUAACAGUGAUUCGACCUAACAAUCUGGACGUCAGGAAACGAAAUCCGAAUCUGUCUCACUUAAUCACCGACCCUCCACCAUCUUCUCAUCUCGCAACCGCUAUGUACCCACCACGCAAGAGCGCUAUUCCAUUAAACGUCUGUAGGCCAGACUCACUGAAAACACAAACACUGCGAGCUUUGUCAGUUGAUGUCGAAGAAAGUCAACCGCAAUUGCAAGGUAACGGCCCUAUAGCAGUGAGUGGUUCACCACAUGCAAACCAUAUCGGCUUUUCGAAACGCAAGCAAACUGUGAUUGGUGGAGAUGGUCUUGGCGAGAUGCGUUCGUUGCAAGAGGCACUCAAACAAGGAUUAUCCACUAGAAAACUUAUUGCCCAAGAUGACCUCGAUGGAAUGCGCACUGCAAGAAGGCUGAUGGAUGUGCCAAAGCAGAAGCUGAGUGACCCGAAUGUACUGGCGCGAUUGACGCGUUCGCCUGUUUUCAAGACGGUUGAUGGUUCGGGUGCUGGAUCCGAGAGGCGGCAACCCAACGGCGCUCUUCCGUAG